GAAUGAUCUCGGAGUUAAACCACGCCCAUUGCUGCUGGUCAGAGAGGGAAGCUGGUAAUUCACUCUGCGAAGCAGCAAUAUGAGCGUUUAUACCGUUUCUUGAGAAAACGCGCGACGUGACGAAAUUCCACAGUCGUAAAAUCGCGCGUUGAAAGUGUCAUCCGAUCGCGCGCCGUUUGCGGAUUGAGUGAGUGAUAUAGUGUCGUGAUUGGUUUCGUUUCGUACACCGGGAUACGAUUUUUGGUUAGUUUCCAAGCUUCGAAAGGAUAUCGCCGCUCGUCGGUUCAUUUGCCUCGAGGAAUUGCUUUCAGUGAAAGGAAUUUCUCGACUUAGGCUAGGAUGUCACAUCACAGCGACGACAACAUGCUGAUAGCAACCUCGGACUCUUUCUGGGAGCCGGGUAAUUACAAACGAACGACCAAGAGGAUCGAGGACGGGCACAAAUUGUGCGACAGCUUGAUAACUCUGGUCCAGGAAAGAGCGGAGAUCGAGAAGAGUUAUGCGAAAGCAUUGAAGAAUUGGUCGAAAAAUUGGAACGACAAGAUCGAGAAGGGGCCGGAAUAUGGAACCACCGAGGCUGCCUGGAAAGGUGUCCUCGUCGAGUCGGAAAGGCUGUGCGAUCUUCAUCUCAGGGUCAAGGAGAAUCUCUGUAACGACAUCAUUCAGCAGGUGAAAACGUGGCAGAAGGAAACGUAUCACAAAUCGAUGAUGACGCUGAAGGAACGGAAGGAGAUGGAGGACGCGUUCAAGAAGGCGCAGAAACCGUGGGUGAAGCUUUUGCAAAAGGUGGAAAAAGCGAAGUCCGAGUAUCACAACAGUUGCAAAACCGAAAGGACAGCGGCCAACAUGGAAAGGAACGCAUCGGCGGACAGUUCGCUUUCCCCUGACCAGAUGGCCCGAGGUUCUGAAAACAUGACAGUUUGUGGAUGUGAUGCAUGGGCCCUCAGAAUACGAAAAGCCUUUAGGAAAUCUAAAAUAGGAGACGUUCAGCUUAAAGCUCUGCUGGUGAGGAAAAUGCAAGACAGGGUGCAGAAGACGAAGGAAGAAGUUCAAAAGGCGAAAGAAAAGUACGAAGCGGCGUUGCAGGAGAUUAAUCAGUACAAUCCUAAAUACAUGGAGGAUAUGACCCAGGUGUUCGAAAAGUGUCAAGAGAUGGAGGCGCAACGGUUACAGUUCUUCAAAGAGGUCCUAUUUGGCAUUCAUAAAUGCCUCAAUAUAUCUCAGGAUCCGAUAUUACCACAAAUAUACGAAGAAUUCUAUCACACAAUUAAUAACGCGGAUCAUGAGAAAGAUCUGAAAUGGUGGUCGAACAACCAUGGUGUAAAUAUGGCAAUGAAUUGGCCACAAUUCGAGGACUACACAGAGGAGUUCCGUGACAUCGCCAAAGGCUCGAAGUCAAAGGAGGCACUUCCGGCUGGCUCCAUCACGCUCAUCAAUCAACGUCCGGUCGGCGAAGAUGUGCAUGAAUACCCACCUGUUAAUAAUAAAUCAAAAUCGAAGCCCACUUCCCGAGUGAUAUCAACAGAUGUUAGUCAUGCAGACACAAAAACGGAUACGAUUAACUCCAGCAAACAUUCUUCAGAAAAGAACAAUCACGAUGGCAAUGCAGUAAAUAGGACCUCCACGAUGACUAAUGGUACAAAUGUUAAGCAAGAAUCAAAUCCAUUUGAGGAAGAAGAAUGGGAUGAAGAUAGUGGUGAACCAUUGGUUGAUAAUGGAGAACCUGGUGUUCUUGUGCGCGCGUUAUAUGAUUAUGAAGGAGCUGAAGCAGAUGAACUUAGUUUUAAACAAGGCGAUGUAUUUGAUAAAUUAGAAGACGAAGAUGAACAAGGGUGGUGUAAAGGACGAAAAGAUGGUAGAGUGGGUCUUUAUCCUGCAAAUUACGUAGAACUUGUGUCUCCGUAAAAUUACCAUGUAAUGCCAAAUUAUAUGAACAUUGUUAGUUACUUAAAACGUAACGCGUAUGGAAAAAAAAAAUUUUUAUUUUGUUGUUUAUUUCUCUAUGAAAUAGCAUGUUCGUUAAAAAGAAGAAAAUUUGUAAAUGUCGUUAAAUAAGAAUUACAUGAGACUUUAUAUUAGAAAUCGUUCAUUUCGUGUAUUAUACAUAUAAUGAGCGCUAAAAAAGACGAAAAAAGUUAUACGAUAAACCUUAUGGUUCAAAUUAUAAGUAAAUUUAAAUUGAAAUUCAAAAAAAUUAUUGUAAACAUGAAAAUGCAUACAUUUACUUCAUUCUAUUUCUCGGUUCGAUGUAGGGUCGAUGCAAUAAAACUUAAAACGAAACUUUUACUUUGACGAGUAAUAGUUUUUCGUAUAUAGCUAGGAUUCUCUAUAUCCAUCUUUAUAAAUUAAAUAUGUGCUAAAUGAUAAGAUGGAUAUGUAUACCAUGAAUAUAUUAUAAGUUUAGAUUUUUGAGAUAAUGUACAAUUAUACAUUUUUCGACAUUAUUAAUAUUGUUACUAUGAAAUAUUUCGGCAAAUGCGACGAAAAGUAUAUUUAAUUUAUUGUUAUUCAAAUGAUACUAUUAAAACCUAUUCUUUCCGAAUGGUAUCAUUGUAUAUAAUAGAUUUAAGAACGUAAACGAUAUGUAAAGUUACAAUUGUUUAACGAAGUUGAGAUUUUAUGAUGUUCAAAGUACAUUAGUACGAAAAGUAAAAAAAAACUUGAGAAAUGUGUACAUGAAAUGUACCCAACAAAUAAAUUUGGGACCCAGAAUUGUCCAA
This is a messenger RNA of Apis cerana (Asiatic honeybee), 2720 nucleotides long. RefSeq names its product protein kinase C and casein kinase substrate in neurons protein Synd (gene Synd). Gene Ontology annotation, cellular component: cytoplasm; plasma membrane; endosome. Gene Ontology annotation, biological process: cytoskeleton organization; plasma membrane tubulation; regulation of endocytosis. Gene Ontology annotation, molecular function: phospholipid binding; protein binding. The record is from RefSeq and is a predicted model, not a curated record. NCBI's taxonomy places the organism in Eukaryota, Metazoa, Arthropoda, Insecta, Hymenoptera, Apidae.